AUGCCGCCAUCACCAGAAAUAAUACCAGUGCAAGACACCGCACCACCAAUUAACCCAUCCAAAAAGACCACAGCACCCAAGACCAACCAGCCAACUCCAAACAACGCAGCAGAGCCCUACUCCGCCUUCCCACAAUCCACCCGCACCAACCUAACCUACAUCCUCGGCAUAAUCCAACUAAUCUCCACCCUCACAACAACAAUCUACUUCCCGCUCAUCCCCACCCUCAGCGCCCACUUCUCCGUCUCCAUCCAAGCCAUCAACUUAACCGUGACCGUCUACGCAAUCUGCCAAGCCAUAUCCCCUGGUAUCUUUGGUUCUCUGGCAGAUUCCUAUGGCCGUCGACCCAUUCUACUCGGUCUCGUUACCACAUACACGCUCGCGAGUCUGGGUCUCGCGUUGAACAAGGACAGUUAUCCGGUGUUGAUUACGCUGCGGGCGUUUCAGAGUAUAGGUGGUUCGGCGACGACGUUCUCGAGGAUCUUCAACUCUAUACGAAUGAUCCGUCAUCCGGACGCUGCUGUGAUUCUCUGGAUGGUCGCUUCCUCCUACGGAAUCUACUAUACCUUCCAAGUGGCCCAUUCCGUCAUCUUCAAAGACCUAUACAACUACAACGAGCUACAAAUCGGACUAAGCUUCCUACCUGCGCUGGCUGGCAUGACAAUCGGCGGGACGAUAGCCGGCAAACUCAUGGACAUAAACUACGCGCACCACGCGCGUCAAGCCGAGAUUGUCGACCCAGCAAACAUCCUGGAUUUCCCGAUCGAACGCGCUCGGUUCAGGAAUAUGGUUCCAUUGAUUCUAAUCGAGACGGCACUGGUCACAGGCUAUGGAUGGACGGUGCAACAACACACUCACCCCGCUGUCCCCCUUGUACUGGAAUUCUUCGUUUCCGCACUGGCUACUCUGCUAAGUCACACUGCGAAUGCACUGCUCGUGGAUGUGUUUCCUGAAGUACCGAGCACGGCGUACGCGUCGGGUCAGCUUGCGCGUGGCGCGUUUAGUGCUGCGUCUGCUGCUAUCAUUGAUCCUCUGGGACGGGAUGUUUGA
Alternaria viburni is the source of this 1050-nucleotide messenger RNA. RefSeq lists its product as uncharacterized. Gene Ontology annotation, biological process: transmembrane transport. The coding region runs from base 1 to 1050 and encodes 349 amino acids. The record is from RefSeq and is a predicted model, not a curated record. Gene Ontology annotation, molecular function: transmembrane transporter activity. The transcript is spliced from 3 exons. Lineage: Eukaryota; Fungi; Ascomycota; Dothideomycetes; Pleosporales; Pleosporaceae.